Messenger RNA from Orbicella faveolata, 7645 nucleotides. RefSeq lists its product as uncharacterized. Lineage: Eukaryota; Metazoa; Cnidaria; Anthozoa; Scleractinia; Merulinidae. The record is from RefSeq and is a predicted model, not a curated record.
UAAUUCAAGCAAUGAUCAUGAUCAAGAAUGUCAAAACGAGGAGCCACGCAAGCAAGGUGUGAAUGAGGCUUCAUCCUUGACCACCUUGACCUCCGUAAAGGAUAUUUUACACUGCAGGACUGCAGGGAAACAAGCCCAACAAAACAAGGAGCUUGCUUCAAAAGUUCAAGAUAAUUCCACACUUAACUCCGGGGCUUCCACCUUGUUGAGUGCAGGUUAUUUUUGUGAAGUACAGUCACUAGUGGAUAGUGAUUUAUUCUUGUUGCCGGCGGAAUCCACAGCGCCUUCUUCUACCUUGAUCAUUGAACAGUCUAGAAAUCUGCAAUAAUUAAUAAUUGCACUCGCAUUCAUAUGAUUACCUAUACAUAUUCAAUUAUAAGUAAUUGCAUUGACUUGCUGUUUUCAUUUCACUAGCAGUGAAUGGGAAGAAUGGCAAUCGAUGGUCAUCAGUUACUUAAUGAGUUGGUAAGUAAGAGAUAAAAGUGGGUGUCAUACAAGUAAUUUAUGAGACCAACAAAAAAUCUGCAGUCAUAUGCUGGGUGUUGUCUUUCAGGGAUGUAAGCCUCUUUUCUCUUUACUUCCUGAUUGGUAAAUCUGUGAAAAAGUGACUGACUGAUUGACUGAAUGAUUGAUUGAUUGAUUUAAUGAAUGAAUGAAUGAAUGAAUGAUUUAUGAGUGAGUGAAUGAAUGAAUAAAUCAUGCUUAGCAAUCCACUUAUAUUCCUUAGGCAGAAUAGUCAGUUAACAGGCCUCUCCACAAGUCAGUCAGUCAGUCAAGUUAACCAGUGUGGAUGCUAUCUAUUAUUGAAAAUACCACUUUGUUUGUUUUAUUGUGGAGUAGCUCUAGGUGUCUACAACAGAAGCUCGUCAGCAUACCAAGCUUUGAGGGACCUGAAGAUUUUGCAACUGCCUCAUUCUAAAACUCUGAAGCAGAUAAUCAAAGAUGGCUCUGAGAAGGCUGGUAUUGAUGAUGAGUACCUCUAUGGUCAACACAAUGCCUAUGUCAAAUACCACAAGGAGAGAGAGGAGGAAGGACACCUCAGACCAUUAGGAAUUAGAGUCAUGAUGUGGUAUAAAGUCAAGAUCCAGACGAAAGUUGCAUGGAACUUGAAUGGAGGUGGAAUAACAGGAUGCUGCACAUCAGAGGAUGAGCUAAAGGUGUUACAUGAUGUGUUCAGUGCAACCAUGCAGCCUGGUGCACAGAAAGCCUCGUAUAUAGUUCAAUUUCUGUGGCACGACUUAACAUCAAGUUUUGAUUUCAUUGGUCGUUAUUUUCCAACUGGAAGCUCAACGGAUUCCAGUGUUCUACAAGAACUGGUAAUGACAACCCUUAAAGCAUUUAACAGUUAUGCAUUUAAAGUCUCCAUUCUUCUGUGUGAUGGAACAUCAUCAAACUUGACUGUAAUGAAGAUUCUUUCUGGGCAACCAAGAACACCGUUUCCUUCAAGACCUGAUGCUGAAACACUUAGGGAAAGAUUCUUUGUAGAAGCAUCCUUCUCAAAUCCAGAGGACCCAGUUGACAACCCUAUUUUCUUAAUGAUAUGUCCAAGCCACCAGGUAUUUUUUUCUUUACAACUGUAUUUUGACCAGAUAGACCAGCUUUCACCCUGAAGGUCUAUCUGGUCAAAAUAUAGGUGUACAGAAAAAAUGUUAUCUUCAUUAGUAGCUGAUUGUAGAUAUACAUGUACAUAUAUAUAAAAUAAAGUGGGAACAGAAAAUUACACAACUAAACAACCUUACUCUUCAUAAAUUUAUACAUGACAAUGCCUUCCCAUUCAACAGACAAAGUACAGUCUGCAGUGGUGCAUUAAAGGUUAAAAGAACAGGUAAUGCACUGUAAUUAUUAAUUUUGGGGUUUAUGAAUGAUCUGGCGUUGCUAUGGACUCUGUAUUAUUUUGCAUGGCUCAAUUUUCAACUUGGUUAGAACAGUUCAUACCACUGUCCUUACUUUGUUUUCUUUCAAUCAGUACAUUGAGUCUCUCUUUUUCAUUUUUGACAGGUUAAGAACAUGAUAGCUGCCCUCUAUAGCUCAAGGCAACAAGGUACAAAGGAAGUUACUAAAGACAACCACCAAUUUGUUUGGAAAACAGUCAAAACAGUGUUUGCCCGAGAAAUGGAACGGGAAGAAAAUGGACUCAGUUGCAAGGUCCCUGGACUAAAGUAUGCUUUUGUUUACUGGGACAGCUGGACACAUUUGAAUGUACAGCCAGCCAAAAUAAUUGACUUUCCUGUAAAUAUGAACAUGUUUGGCCAUACCACAAUUUCACUUGGAUAUUCCCUAAUUUUAGUUGGGACAUAUUGUGUCAUGUUGAACAAUCACACACAAGCAAAAAUAUUCUAAAAAUAAAUGGCUUAUACCAUGGAAUAUUUUUCCUAAUAUUAGAGCUUUAUUAUUAUAGCAAUGAUUUAUGAUUGCUGCUAUUCGAGAUCUUGCCAGAGAACCAAACCAGGAGGCAAGUGGGAAGACAGCAGCAUACUUAGAUGCUUGCAACCUGCUUUUUGAACAAGAACUUCUCAGCAGGCGGAGGGUCAACAACAGAGACAGCCCAGUUCUGGCCAAUAUUAAGAGGGAGAUGUCUUUCUUUGAAGAAUGGUGUGUUGCUCAUGAUGCUACAGGUAAUUGCUGAAGCCUGCAUUAACAAUUACUGUAUUGCAAGUGUUGAAAUACAGGCAAAACGUUAUAAUAAGCUCUCUUUCCCUCUUCUUUCUGAAACUGUUGUUGGUACCAUACAGUGAAUUGAAAAGCCCAUUAAGCUGCCACCUCUAUUGGCUCUAUAAGCCACUUGAGUCCAGCAUGAUAAAAAGGUGAUCUAUGUUUAAAAUACUUUGCCUGCCAACACAAGUUGAUCUGAAAUAUAAAUGAAAUAUUUUAAAGAAAAAUACUCAGUUAACUGAAUUAUUCUACACCUCAUUGAUUGCAGUAUACACAGACAAUUCCAAGAAAGCCUGACAGAAGAAGUUUUAAGCAUGGCAGGUAUAUAUUGGUCUGGCUUAGAAUUCCCUUCAUAAAAAGUUUUGUUUCAUUAACAACUGACUGAAGGAUUCUUGCAAGUCAGCUAUCUGACGUGUUUAUAAAUAAUUUACAUAACUGUACAAGCAUACAACUGACUGGAUAUCCAUUUCAUCCUUCACUAAUUUUCUAUUUCUCUUUUUUAGACCUGGGAUCUUCUACGCCUUGUGGUCAAUGGCUUUCUGUCAUUCUGUGACUUGUUGUUGACAAUGUUUCUCCAAAUGGCAAAUAUUUUAUCAGUCCACUCCGCGUAAAUGGAAGUGCUAUUGAAUCAAUUUAUAGCUUCCUCAAGUUUUCCAGUGGAGGGAAUUUGUCCGCCCUAUCCUAUGGUUGUUCUCUUGGGAAACUGAUCAAUAGGAAAGGACAUGAUACAGAAUAAAAACUCUAAAACGGGUUAUAGGGAUGUGGUUUUGAAUAUUAGUGGCAAUGCUGCUGCUAAUGUUGCAUGUUCCACAAGCAACUUGGUGAUACCUUGUCUAAGUCUGUCAAAUUGCCUCUGCAUUUUCGCUUUCCCAACAAGCAUUUCCCAGUCCACAAUUGGAGAUAGGUUUGGUAGCAGUGCAUGUACCUUAAUUGCAGUGAAAUUUGGGUCUUACUGUUUCAAGAAUAAAUUAGAUUUGUCACUUCUCUGGAAUCAACCUCCAGAUAAGUGGUUGAAUUCCUUUGUUAAUGCCAUAUGUGAUGGAAAUGAGGUUUAUGAUGAGCUGUAUAGUAAUACUGCUGUUUAUCUUGAUGUAGAAGAUGCUGUCAAUGCAGUAGGGGGUUUAUUUAGUGUAGAGUCAGCUGAUCAAAUAUUUGCAUUUGCACUUUUGACAGCAUUCUGGUAUGAAAUUUAGCUCUUAGAGGAACUGUUGGGUCUCUAAAUCUAAAUAGAAUCACUGAAGGAUAGCUCUGAAAAGAAUUGUUAAAUUUUAGCUCUGAUAAGCACAGUUAAACUGUUUGAGCAUGCAGUUCAUAAACAGAUUUCACCAACAAACUGCUUAUCAGACAGGCACCCAGGACAGAAUGAACAUUAAAAGUUCAAAACUGAAAUCCAAAUGCAUUUGCUUUGUUUUUUUUUUGGCAAACUGAAAAAUUUCCGCUUGUUCGGGAGUGAGAAUUUCACGCAUAUGCACCAUCAAAGAAUAAAUUUCACCUUUCAAUCAUUGGUUCCAAGACAAAAGUUGUAUUCAAAAUGAAAGUUAACAGAAGUGAAGAAAAGGCCAGUGCAUCAAAUGUCCUACUACCAACACUACUUUACAAUACAAAACAGCGAAUGGCACCUAACUUUCCAGAUUUGACAUAUAUGCUCCGAAUGCAUUCGCAGGGUUUCAAAUAACCCAUCAAGCAUUAACGGUUCCCGGUGAAAUCUGAUGCAGUUUACUAUCACACGGUGUUGAUUUGCAUAUAGUUCCAUCCCACCCCGACCGAGUACUGUUUUUGUCAAGUGGACACGGUUGCUAAGCUUCGAUUUUCAAAUCUGGUAUCCUCACCGUUGGCUAUAUGCAUGAUGCAGCAGCGAGAGAGGCAGAUUUGAGCUGGUAAACGUGUGAUUUUCAGGCCGUUGCGAUGAGAUUUGUGAACCAAUAAUCGACAGACUGGGAAGCAAGUUAUUCACGCUUUGGCUGAUGGUGAUUUGAAGCAGUCACGUUCAUUCCUUGGGAAUAUUUUGGCCUUUGCAGUAUCAUGGUUCAAUUCUGAGCCAGCCAGGCUUAUGUUGUUUCUAGUGGGACACACCACCAGCCCUAACGUGCUGAAAAUACUUCAAAACAGCCUCAAACACCGUGAAACAACAAAGAAUACGACAGGAAAGCAAGGUAACUCAGUUUUAUUCACAGAACAUUAAAUUUUAGGUAUUUAAAGCAAACCAGUAAAGUUCCCACACAAACCCUUGUAAAUUGCAUCUUUGUAACACAAUACUGCUCAAAGGCAAGAGUCAUGGUUGCGUAUGUUUCAUUUACAUUAACUAUUUCCUCUCAUCUCGUGUGCGGGUCACCUGUGGAAAAACAGAAAUUCAUCAUCUUCACAACAGCUUGCUUCCUGUACCACCAAAUUAUCAGCAAGUUCCUCUAUCAAUGAGAGGACAGCUGCAUCACACACAACGGCCAUCUUGUUUUUAUUUUCAAAUUUAGCACUUUUGUGCACUUUUGCAUUCCACUGACACCUGCUCAGCAAUAUUUUGCGCUUACUGUCAUGGUAACUGAUCAUACAAACCAAAGUCCUGUUCCUUUGGUACACCGUGAUCCGAGUGAUCUUGGAUCAUAAAUCCUGAUCCUGAUCCUUCCAAAGGAAUGCAACCAUAGUGUAUUAUCAUUUGUCUCACAAGGCAGUCACUUGAGAUGUAAACUUGAUCUGCUUCAAACAAACUUGAUCUGCUUCUAUGUAACUUCUCCGAAGUCAUAGACCUGUUUCUACAACUUCUCCUUUGCAAAAUGAAUUUCCCUCUGACCAUUAUUUGGUGGACUUUUUUAUCCGACUGAAAUUCAAGCGAUCAAAGCGUGUGCUCUGUAAUACUUACGACUACAAAAGGGCAGAUUUUGAUGAUCUGCGAAGUCUCCUACAGCUGCUACCUUCUGACAUGUUGCACUCCGACGAUGUUGACAUCUAUUGGUCUUGGUGGAAAGAUUUAUUUCUAGCAGCAGGUGUUGAAUGUGUCCCAAUGAAGACCAUUAGAGACACCAACUCUCCUCCUUGGAUAGACGGGGAAGUUAAGUCUGCAUUACGCAAAAAGUACCGUGCCCUGAGGAAAUAUUGUGAAAACAAAACCGUGGAACGGAAGCUAAAGCUUAGAUCUUUAAGCAACGAAAUCAAGAAACUUGUUCGACAAAAACAUCACGACUAUCUCCUUAAAAUUUAAGGCUCUUUAAAGGAAAACCCUAAACUAUUCUGGAACUAUCACAAAGCUAUCCUACAUCAUCGACCGGGCUCGAAUACUGAGAUCACCUUUGACGGGAAAUCAGCAAAAACUGUAGCCGAAAAGGCUGAGCUUUUUAAUGCUUAUUUCUGCUCUGUGUUUACAUCAUCCAAGGAGGACAAAGCAUGCAGUCUGCAAAUGUAUCCCAUGAGAAUAAAUAUGGAACUUUCUGAGAUCACACUAUCUUUCAAUGAGGUGAGAGACUGCUUGUUUAUUUUGGAUCCGUCAAAAGCCACUGGCCCCGAUGGAAUUCCUGUGCAUAUUCUUAAAGAGUGCAGUGAGCAGAUCGCGCCAAGUCUUUGUUCCCUAUUCAACCAUUCUCUGCGUACAAAGUUGGGGAAAAUUGCAAUAACUUGAAACAUAACCCAGUCGCAGAUCUGGUCAAAAUGGUCUGGGUCUGGUACAAUUUGUGCAGUCAACCCGGAACAUCAGUCAAAUGACAGUUGAACAUAAUCUACUGUUAGUGAGAUAAUGUGAGUAAAAGGUUGUGACUUCAGUUGAAGUUCCAAAAUGUAUAUAAAGCCAGGGAGACCAUUGAGUUCUUGGCAAAGUAAUUAAAGCACAUCAAUGUUUUUUAAGAUUUCUUGGUUACCUUUUUGGUUUGAUCGGUAAGUGCUUGCAGUGAGGAUUGAGUAAGGAAGCUUGAGUAUUCUGAAGUACAGACUUUCAUCGUAGAAUUUCAAUACUGAUAAACUAAGUCAAUAAAUUUUAUACCUUUUUGAAAACUCUGAAUCAAUGCUCUUUUAAUUAAGCUGUGCAAAGGUGAAACAUUCAUGUUGUGUAGUGACACCGCAUAUAAUAGGGUUCUCUUUGAGUUUAGAAUUCUGAAGCAAAUUUUAUGACAAUCUUUUCCCACAUAUAGAGACAUAUAAAGAUAUACACUGUAGUACUUGAGUAAUGCAAGGAUUUAAUGCAACCAAAAAAAUAGUUCUUAGGUUAUGGGCAUGCACUUCAAUGUUUCAAAAAUGUAAUGAGGAGCCUCAGCACUAGGUUCAUCCCAGGUUGCCCAUUUAAAAUUCUCUUUCCCACAAGCCUGCUAUUAUUCUGAAAAUAAUAAUUGUCCAUUAAAUGAAGAAGACAAACCUUUUACUUCUGCAGUUCCAGUCAGAGAAAUGCAGGCCUUGAGGACCGUGGUCUCAGUAUCCCCUGUCAGAAGGACAACUGGACACAAGCCCCCAGCCUGCACAAUCUUCUCAUACCCUAGGCUCAUUACUGUUCCACCAAGAGCCAUAUGGGAGAAGUAAUGGCGACGUAAAGACAUGUGUUGCUGCCGCCCACCAAUCUUUCUGCUCUGCUUUUGGUAAAUGGCCGUUUUUUUCAGUCAGUUUUUGAGCAAAAGAAAAACCAUAUCCUCAGACCGUUCCGACGAAUCAUCUCUUUCGCCAGAAAUCAAAAAAACGAAGCCAUACUCCUUGCCAACGUAUCACGAAGACGAAAUAAUGACAGCUCUCAGUAUGACACAAGAUGUUGGUGCAACUCUACAAGCAAUCUUAGCAAAGCUGGAAAAGCUUGAUUCAAUAGAAUCCACCGUGAAGAAAAUUGAAGCCAAUCUCGAGAACUUAGAGAAACAAACCCAAAGGCUAGAAGAUUUCCAAACAACAGCGAAGAAAGAUAUUGACGAUCUAAAAGAAGGGAUCAACUUUACUGGACAGCAACUCAAGGAUAAGACAGAAGCUAUGGAGAAGGCACAUCGACUCUAUGAAACUCAAUUAGCAGAGCUCACGACAAAAUGCCAGAAAAAUG